This is a messenger RNA of Pediculus humanus corporis (human body louse), 852 nucleotides long. RefSeq lists its product as uncharacterized. NCBI's taxonomy places the organism in Eukaryota, Metazoa, Arthropoda, Insecta, Psocodea, Pediculidae. Bases 1 to 852 code for a protein of 283 amino acids. The transcript is spliced from 2 exons. The record is from RefSeq and is a predicted model, not a curated record.
AUGAAUGGUGAAAUUUUACUACAUGGGAAUAAUACAAUAUUUGAUGAUGCUGAGCACUUUUCUAAAAAUUAUAAUUAUAAACUUCUUCCAAUUAAUUUUGAGAUAAUGAAUGAAGAAAUUAUUUUAACUGAACACAAUUAUUGUAACAUAGAAAUUAGCUCAGGAUCAGAAUCAGAGGAUUAUUGCUCAAGAACCAUAGGUUAUAUUAAAAGAAGAAAUAUCAAAACAACUUCGGAAUCUUUAUUAAAUGGUUACAAGAAACCUCUUUUAAAUUUGACAAACACUGAAGAUUUGGCUGCUGAAUCUUCGGAUUUUACCACCUCUGAUUUUGAAAAAACUGAUCAUUGCUAUGAAAACAAUUUUAAUGAUGAUACAAAAAAUGCUUCAAAUUCUAAUACUGACAACUCUUGCAAAGAAAAUUUUAAUUCUAAUAUGAAAUUUAUAGAAGUUACCAUCACUGGGCCUAGUAAAGAAAAAAAUUAUGAACCAUGUGAUUUAUUUUUAAAUGAUAUGGCCAAAUUAGUACCUAAACUAAUAGGGAAAAACGCGUGUAAAAUUGAUAUACUAGACCUAACCUGUGAUAAUUUUUCGGACUUAAAUAAGCCAAGAUUAUAUUAUAUCAUUUCAGAAUCCACUUGGCAUUUGUUUAAAAAUAUGAAAGAAAGAGUUAUUUUAACAAAUGACAAAAGUAUAGGGGAGCCCUUAAAACAUAAAGAUCAUAAUGAAAAACCUAUUUAUAUGGUUUUUGAUCAAGUUUCAUUGACCAAGUGCCUUUCUGAUUACUGUACUGAAACGGGUGGUUCCUUUGAAUAUAAAUUAGUAGAUCAUUCAGAAUUGAAAAGUGAUGAAUAA